AUGGGAAAUGCAAACUCCAAACAAUACCAUUCAAGUUCGAUGCAGCCUGUCACUCUAUGCUGGAAUGACGAACUCAUCGGCUCUUGCACCCUCUCCGAAUUGCACCGCAACUUCCCUCGUCUCCGGCGUGGCUUCCAUAACUUUGACCCGAGAGGUGACCGCCACUCCCGUAGCCUCGGGCAAGUUACCAUAGUCUAUGAUCUUGCCCCCCUCCGAGAUGUAGUUCUCUGGGCCCGGCCCCCAGAGCCACAGGCAGACGAAGCUCGGCUGGUGUCUCCCACUCGCUUUGGCGGUAGUGAAGCGCUAAGAAUUGUAGUCUUCACCUUAUUCCGCCGUAUAAAAAAUGGUCAGACAUACAAUGUGCGUGCAGCCUUAACUGAAGCCUUUACCGCCGGAUACCCCUUUCGCCAUGAGUUUGGCCCAAGAGACCGGGAACACGAGCUUCAGCCUCGCCACAUGUCUCAAUACAUUACCGACGAAGAUCUUGGCCUUCGCGAUAUCUCCGCCUACCUUACACUUCUAGAAUCCUUUGUCGAGGUUUCUAUCACCCUCGAGUGCCUUGAAAACGGCCAAAACCCCACCCGCGAGCAUAUAGAAAACUCAUACCUCAAAUAUCGUAAAAAUAUCAAGCAUAAUCUCUCUAAUAUCGAAGAGUCUCUCCGCUUUCUUCGUCUUGGCGAUCUUUUAGCUCACACGCAGAUGAUGCAAGACUUCACCUUUCCUGUCCUGUCGUCCUAUGACACAUUGUUCAAACACUACAAUACUAACUCUCACAAUAUAACAUUCGCACAAUACGGCGAACGACACUGGAACCUCUCCCGCCGUUUGUGCGACUAUCUCGAACUUGAGCACAAUGAGUUCCAAAAAAGAAAGAAGGCUCGUGAAGUCGCUAUCCUUGCUGAAACUCCCCGCCCGCACAUAGGUCUUGAAGAGGCUCUCCCAAUGGCGACAUAUGAUGAAUCUCAGCCUCUCGAAAAUAGUGUUUUUAUAACCCUUAGUCCGCAGAUUCUUCAAAAAAUCAUCGAAAGCUCACCGGUAACCGUAGAUCCAGCGCAAUCUACCUACCAUAUAAUUUCGCAGGAGAAUUUAGCCGGCCCACAGCUCCAGAUUACCAGCAGUGGCAAUAAUCAUAAGGACUACAAUCAUGAUCAUGUAGUAAUCCAACUUCGCAUGUUCCAAACCCCCUCAAAGCAUUCUUUGGGGAUGCAAAGCGACCGUAUAACCCCAUCCCACACCCCCAUCCCGUCCCGACGUGGCUCACCAGCUCCAUCAGAAUACUUUUUUGGCCCACAUCAAGACCACCACAGUUUCCCUAAACCAAAUAAUAUGGUUAACGGCGCACAUACUGGUAUUGGAAUAGGCGGUAGAUCGGGCAUAAAUAGAAAUAACACAUUCCACACCCUGGACGACUAUGGCUUCCCAGCAACUGCUCGUCCCAGCCGUGAUGAUUUUGAUGGCGAGCAUAGACGGUUCAAUAAAGAUGAUCGGUUCCGCGGCCGACGGAUGCCAGGAGGCCCUGACGAUCUAGGAAUCGGGUUAAGCAUUGACGGUGGUAGGUUCGAUGGGUUAGGAAGAGAUGGGGUGAUGGGCCAUGGGUUUGAUGUGCAGACUAUGGUGGCAAGAAUGAUGGCACAGGCUGUAAGGGAGGAGAAGAAGAGGGAUUAUGUGAUGCCAUGGCAGAGGAAUGGGCCCGCAAAUGGGCAAAAGUUGAUUGGAUACACCACUGGGGAGGGGUAUAGAUGA
Molecule: messenger RNA, 1743 nt
Organism: Orbilia oligospora ATCC 24927
Lineage: Eukaryota; Fungi; Ascomycota; Orbiliomycetes; Orbiliales; Orbiliaceae
Exons: 1
Coding region: 1-1743 (580 amino acids)
Source: RefSeq, a predicted model, not a curated record